UUCUCCUCCCCUUUGAGUCCAGUAACUCAAAGGUUUCUGUUUCAAAUGCAAGAGAACCUACAGCAGGAAUAAACGCAUUUUCACUUCACGAACCUUCGGCGGUGAACAAAAUGGUGUGCCACUGUGGACUGGUGACUGGAAAAAAUGAACCAGUGCCUCUUAAGAGUAUUGAGGUGGAGGUCAAGGUAAAUGACCAUGUAGCCACUGUGAGCUCCACACUGCAGUAUGAGAACAAGGAGGAGCAACCCCUGGAGGCCAUCUUUGUGUUUCCUCUGCCAGCGGAGGCUGCUGUCUGCCACUUCAGUGCCAAGAUCGGAGAGACCGAGGUGGUGGCCCAUGUGAAGGAGAAAAAGCAGGCUCGGGAAGAGUAUGAUGAUGCGUUGAGCUCGGGCCAGCAGGCCUUCCUAUUGGAGGAGAGCGAGCAAAGCUCAGAUGUGUUCCAGUUGAACGUGGGCAGUCUUCCCCCUGGAGAGAGCGCCUCCAUCAGGCUGGAGUACGUCACUGAGCUGGCCGUGCAGGCGGACGAUGGGCUGAGGAUAUGCCUGCCUGCCGUGCUGAACCCCCGCUAUGAGCCCCAAGGUGUGAACAGUGGAGGUGGGGGCAGUGCCCAGGUGACUUCUGUGCCCGCGAGUGCUGUGCCCUACAACUUGUCUGUCAAAGCUCAUGUGUCCUCCCCUCGGCCCAUCUCUAAAGUAGAGUCUAACUGUCCCUUGGAUCCACUCAACUAUCUCAACCCGGAGCAAACCCAAGCCACGAUCAGCCUGGCUGCAGGACACAAGUUUGACCGGGAUGUUGAGCUGUUGGUUUAUUACAAAGACGCCCACCAGCCCACUCCUGUGGUCGAGUCAGGACAGGCCUCCGCUAAACCAGGCUCUUUGAUGGGUGACACGGUGGUCAUGUUGAGCCUUUACCCAGAGUUCCCCACGUCUGUGAUGUCAUCCAUGACCUCGUCUGGGGAGUUUAUUUUCCUGGUGGAUCGCUCUGGUAGCAUGUCAUGCCCCAUGCACAGAGGGGAAGGGGCACAGGAACGCAUUGGCAGUGCCAGGGACACUCUGCUGCUUUUGCUGAAGAGUCUGCCUAUGGGCUGCUACUUUAACAUCUUUGGCUUUGGCUCUAACUAUGAGUCCUUCUUCCCCAAGAGUGUGGAGUACAGUCAGCAGACUAUGGACGAUGCUCUAAAUAAGGUGCAGACGAUGGGGGCUGACAUGGGCGGAACAGAGAUCCUUGAGCCACUCAAACAUAUCUAUAGUCAGAGCUGCAUCCCUAACCAGCCCAGACAGCUCUUUCUCUUCACUGAUGGUGAGGUGGGAAACACCAAGCAAGUCCUGGAUCUAGUCAAGAAGAAUGCAAAAUCUCAUAGGUGCUUUUCUUUUGGGAUCGGAGAAGGAGCCAGCUCUGCCCUCAUCAGUGGGGUCGCCAAGGAGGGAGGGGGACACAGCCAGUUCAUCACAGGAACUGAUAGAAUGCAACCCAAAGUGAUGCAGUCGCUUCGCUUUGCUCUUCAGCCUGCUGUUGUUGACAUCGCUGUUGAUUGGAAAGUUCCAAAGGGUGUGUCUGUCACCCCUCUGUCUCAACCCAUCAGUGUGCUCUUUCAGGGUCAAAGGUCACUUAUCUAUGCCCAGCUUACUGGAGAGAGCUCAAAACAGACUGAGGGCUCUGUGACAGUGAAGUACAGCUUGGCGAAGCAGCCUGUCAAGAACCAGCUUUGCUUUAGUCUCAAACCUGCAGAGGACACUGGACUAACUGUCCAUAGACUUGGGGCUCGAACCCUGAUCCGCUCCCUGGAAGUGGAGGAGAGAGGGGGGGGUAGUGAGAAGAAGGCCACAGAGUUAAAAGACAGAGUGGUUAAUCUCAGUGUCCAAUCAGGAGUGAGCAGUGUCUUCACUGCUUUCAUUGCUGUCCACAAAGGCAGUGGGGAAGCUGUGAAGGGCCCGAUGCUUCGUAGGAAUGUCCCCACACCCAGGAUUGGAGGUGGAGGAGGUGGAGGAGGCUCAAUGCGUAUGGGCAGGUCAUGUAGGUUGAUGAAAAAAAGUACAAAAAUGUAUCAUGCUGCACCUAUGGCUAAGAUGAGACUUUGUGCAGCCCCAAUGAUAAUGUGUCACUCAGCCUUCCCCGGAGGUCGGACUGGGACCGAAAAUCAGCUCGGGACUUGUAAACGCAGUCUGUCCCGCGACCUGUGUGAACCGAGCUCAGUUUACUGUGAUGCAGGUACACAUUCAAUCAAACAUGGCUUUGAAAUGGCUGACAACUUUGAAAUGGCUGAAAACACCAUCACUGUCCCUGAACUGACCAGGGACCCUCUCUUCCAGCUGAUCUCCCUUCAGAAAGCUUCUGGUUCCUGGGUCCUAGAGACAGCCCUGGUCCUUGUGCUGGGGAAAACACUGGAGGAAGUGGACAAGACAAAGCCUGAACAGGUGGACCAGGAAGUGUGGGCCACUGUUCUGGCCCUCAUAUGGCUCCAUGGGUUCAAGAUCAAAGACCAGGACGAGUGGCAACUUCUGGCUAUCAAAGCUGUGGCAUGGAUCCAGGCCCAGAAUGUGCCCUUUGUUCCGGAGUGUGUGGCAGCUGGUAAUGCCCUGUUGGGUUGCAAGGUGCAGAAGGAGACUCUGGGACUCUGAGAAGAUCACCCUGCCUACCUUUUUCUCUUUUGUUCAUGCUCCACAUGCUGUACCUGGGCUGUACACCAACAGCAACAUUGUCAUACUCCAAGCAAUAUAGUCUUAUUGGAACUUAUUUACUGAAUAUAUCAAUACAAAUUGUCACGGUUAACAGUUGUGUAUUGUGCAUGUAACGGCAAGGCUUUAGCUAACUCAGAGAAGUUCUUAUAUAGGGCCUAUUUUAUCGUAUAGUUGCAUUUAUUCCAGAGAUUAAUUCUAGCCUCUGAGAAAUGUUUCGCUAACAAAUAU
Osmerus eperlanus (European smelt) is the source of this 2906-nucleotide messenger RNA. Its product is annotated as von Willebrand factor A domain-containing protein 5A-like. The transcript is spliced from 20 exons. Bases 111 to 2618 code for a protein of 835 amino acids. The record is from RefSeq and is a predicted model, not a curated record. NCBI's taxonomy places the organism in Eukaryota, Metazoa, Chordata, Actinopteri, Osmeriformes, Osmeridae.